CAAAACAUGUUUUGUUGAAUUUCUCAAUGUAAAGCAGGUUUUGAUGUUUCUUAGUGUAUGAUAUGCCUAGAACGUAUGUAGAGCAUGGAGUAUAUCCGAAUAAAGAAUGGACUCUUGGAAUGAAAUAGGUUGCCUGGCAACAACUUGUACCAGUACUGAGAAUUUUUUGAAGGCGACAUCUAUCCUGAUAGAGAAGCCUCAUGUCGUUAACCGGAAUCUUUGUGGCGCUACACUCUUGGUCCGAGAAAAACUGUUCAAGCUUUCAAGCUCCCUACCAGACCUUAUUCAAAGAUUGAUGCAGUUCAGGUCACAGAAUGCUACUGAGUUGAGGAGUGGUGAAUUCAGUUCCUCUUCUUGUGAUAGACUUUCUGAGAAGCUGCUGCAGGAGCUGAGUUUUGACGAUACCUGUUCUAGCGAUGGCAGCAAUCAGGUGGAAUGGAAGAUGACAAUUCGGCUGGUGCUACCAAAGAACCCACAGAAAUUCAGAAAGCUUAUAGAAUUGGUAUUAAGUAGUGUAGCAGUUGGUUCUGUGGUGUUCUUCCCCCUGGUGGCCAUAGGGGAAGAUACCACUGAAGUUAGCGAUGAUCAAGCCUUUUCUAUCUCCCAUGCUGUUUGUGCUGCCAAAGAUGAAGAAAACAAUACAAGGACUGCCACUCUCUCUAUGCAAGCAGAAAUGUCCAAGGCUCAUUUACAUCACUCGGAAAAAUGGUUGUCUGAUGUACUGCUGCCAAAACUUGUGAAGUGGUCAGAAGAAGACAACCUUCACUUGGGGUCUUCAUCUAUCGCACUUGUAUCGUUGGAGCGGUAUAAUCAGGUUUACCAGGAAAUGAAGGAGAAGUAUGGGAAGAGAUUAGUGGAGAUUUGGCCUGAAAGGACUGAUCCGCUUAAGUUUGUUUAUGAAGAAGUUGCAAUCGCUUCGUAUCUCCUGGUCCUUUUUGAGGAAGAAAGAAGGCUGAAGAAUUUCGACCGUCGGCAGAGUUUCGUUGAUCUGGGUUGUGGCAAUGGAUUGCUAGUCUAUGUACUUGCUAAUGAAGGGCAUCCUGGCAAAGGAAUUGAUGUGCGCAAGCGAAACAUUUGGGACAUGUAUGGUCCAGAAGUGAUUCUUGAAGAAGGCAGCAUAACCCCCUCAGAUGAAACACUGUUCAAGGAUUCUGAUUGGCUGAUUGGUAACCAUAGUGAUGAACUGACUCCAUGGAUACCAGUUAUAGCUGCCAGGUCCAGCUAUAACUGUAGUUACUUUGUCCUGCCGUGCUGUGCUCAUGACUUCAAUGCUAAGUUCUCGGAGCGUCGUCCGGGGUGUAGUCAAUACCAAUCCUACCUUGGUUACGUGAGAGAAGUCGGGGCAAAGUGUGGCUUCAAAGUGCAGCAAGACAUGCUGAGAAUUCCUUCAACAAAAAGGACUUGUUUCAUAGGAUGUAAAAGAACUUAUCCAGUGGAGGACGAAGCAAAAAUAGAUAAGGAAAGGACUGCGUUCAUCAAUGAAAGAUGUGCAAGAGUAGGCAGUCAGCGAGCCAGUACUUCCUCAAAUCAGAAGUCCUCUCACGGAGUAAGAGAUGGUACAAAUACUGAAGUUACGGAAUCCAGACAUUCUGAUGAUUCGACAGAAGUUAUGGGAGUCUGCAAAUGUGAAACUGAUUCUGAUUGUCUCCCGAAAUCGUCACCAUCUGAGGACAAAGGCACAACCUCAGUGACUGUGACUGCUGUCUGUGACAAAUGUAAUAAAGACAGUAUUGAACCAAGAAAAAGGAAAUGCAGUAAUUCUUUAGAGCAGGAUGGAAAACCAGACAAACAAAUAUGUAUCCAAAGUGAUGCUUCAUCUCGUGAUUGUGCCUCUGAUGGAUCUAGUGAUUGUGAGCGACUGAGUCGGACUUCUUGGGUUCCGAAUUUCAAACCUCGCGAACAGGUGGAGAAGGUUCGUAACUGCACUGGUGUGUCUAAAGACCUACAGGAGAGGAUUGUGAACGAGGUUUUCCAGGCAGUUCUCAAGGCCGAUGAUGCAUCUUCUGUGGUCACCCCUGAUCAGAGGAAUUGGAAUCGAGGAGGUAGUGUUCCCCUCGGUGAGGUUGCCAAGAUGUUUGACAAAUCUUCCCUUGGCCAGCUGAAGAAUGAAUGCGGUGGACUGCAGACACUAUUGCGCAACAAGCACCAGAUAUUCAUGGUUGUUGGAGGCAAAGUUUACCUACGCCAUGAGGAUGGCUCAACACCUGUUCGAAAGGAAAGGAAGGCUCAAAAAGAUAAUGCAGCUUAUACCAAGACGAAACUGUGCUGGUUCUUUGAGUACCAUCCUGACGGGUGCCCUAAAGAUACUAAAGACUGCUUGUUUGCUCAUGGGAAGGAGGACUUGCAAAUGUCUUCUAAGGAUUGAAAAGUUGUGCCAAGACAUUAUAAUGUCAAGGGUGGUGGAUGUAUGUGAUAAG
Lineus longissimus is the source of this 2417-nucleotide messenger RNA. RefSeq names its product probable tRNA (uracil-O(2)-)-methyltransferase. The record is from RefSeq and is a predicted model, not a curated record. Gene Ontology annotation, molecular function: tRNA (uridine) methyltransferase activity; metal ion binding. The coding region runs from base 107 to 2365 and encodes 752 amino acids. NCBI's taxonomy places the organism in Eukaryota, Metazoa, Nemertea, Pilidiophora, Heteronemertea, Lineidae. Gene Ontology annotation, biological process: tRNA methylation. The transcript is spliced from 12 exons.